Messenger RNA from Antrostomus carolinensis (chuck-will's-widow), 2162 nucleotides. RefSeq names its product potassium voltage-gated channel modifier subfamily F member 1 (gene KCNF1). Gene Ontology annotation, molecular function: voltage-gated potassium channel activity. Lineage: Eukaryota; Metazoa; Chordata; Aves; Caprimulgiformes; Caprimulgidae. The record is from RefSeq and is a predicted model, not a curated record. Gene Ontology annotation, cellular component: voltage-gated potassium channel complex; membrane. Bases 331 to 1794 code for a protein of 487 amino acids. The transcript is spliced from 2 exons. Gene Ontology annotation, biological process: potassium ion transmembrane transport; action potential; protein homooligomerization.
GCGCAGGAUUUAUUUCUCUGCCGUGACUUCCAACCUGUGAAUAAAUACCACUUUUAGAGAGAGAAUGGGACCUGAAAAGACUCUCGAGCACUGAGCAGAGGGGCACAGCAGCCCGAUGACUUGUCUUUUCCCUGCAGCUUGUUGCAUAUCUCAUCAGGCUUUCCUGACUACAGGUUUAUUUCUGUAACCUUUCCCACCAGGACUCUGGGUCAGUCUGGUAACAUUUGUAAUAGAGCUGACUCGGUGCUGAUUUGCUUUCAUGAGAAAUUAAACCCACAAAACUUUGAAACCAAACAGGCUGAAAAUCAAAUAAAAUCCAAUACAAUUAAAAUGGCAGGUGACUCUAGGUUUCCAGAUGUGGACACUGAUGGAUCAGAAAAAAAUGAAGAAACUGAGAUUGUAGUCAAUGUCGGUGGGGUAAGGCAGGUGUUCUACGGAGAUAACUUGAAUCAAUACCCAGAAACACGGCUGGCAGAGCUGAUCAACUGCUUAUCAGGGGGAUAUGAUAGCAUAUUCUCCCUCUGCGAUGACUAUGAUCCUGGAAAGAGAGAGUUUUACUUUGACAGAGAUCCAGAUGCUUUCAAAUGCAUUAUUGAUGUGUACUACUUUGGGGAAAUUCACAUGAAGAAAGGAAUAUGCCCUAUAUGUUUCAAGAAUGAAAUGGAAUUUUGGAAAGUAGAUUUAAAAUUUUUGGAUGACUGCUGCAAAACUCAUCUAAGUGAAAAAAAAGAGGAACUGGAAGAAAUAGCCCGAAGGGUACAACUGAUUCUGGAUGACUUGGGAGUGGAUGCCUCAGAAAGUCGCUGGAAAAGGUGCCAAAAAUACAUCUGGAAGUUUCUGGAGAAGCCUGAAUCAUCCUACCCCGCUCGAGUGAUUGCCGUCCUGUCCUUUCUGUUUAUUUUGAUCUCCUCUGUCGUGAUGUGCGUGGGGACCAUCCCAGACCUGCAGGUUGUAGAUGCGGAAGGGAACCGUAUGGAGCACCCGACUCUGGACAGCAUAGAGACAGCCUGUAUAGGCUGGUUUACCAUGGAGUAUGUGCUGAGGCUAAUCUCCUCUCCCAACAAACUCCACUUUGUUCUGUCUUUCAUGAACGUUGUUGAUGUGCUAGCAAUACUUCCUUUCUAUGUCAGUCUGACCUUGACCCACUUGGGAGCCAAGCUCAUGGAGCUGAGCAACGUCCAGCAGGCUAUCCAGGCGCUGCGCAUCAUGAGGAUCGCCAGGAUUUUCAAGCUUGCACGGCACUCCUCCGGGCUCCAGACUCUGACCUAUGCCUUGAAACGCAGCUUUAAGGAGCUUGGGCUCCUCCUCAUGUACUUAGCUGUUGGAAUCUUUGUCUUUUCUGCCCUGGGUUAUACCAUGGAGCAAAGUCACCCCGAAACUUUAUUUAAAAGCAUCCCUCAGUCAUUUUGGUGGGCAAUCAUUACCAUGACCACAGUUGGAUAUGGAGACAUCUACCCGAAAACAACACUAGGAAAACUGAACGCUGCUAUCAGUUUUCUUUGUGGGGUAAUAGCGAUCGCCCUUCCCAUCCACCCCAUCAUUAACAACUUUGUCAGGUAUUAUAACAAACAGAGAGUUUUAGAAACAGCUGCCAAGCACGAGUUGGAGCUGAUGGAGCUAAACUCAGCCGAGGGGAAAGCUGCAAGCUCCAAAAGUGAACUAGAGGAUCUUGCAAGGGAAGGCAAGGAGGAUCCUUUUCAUAGCAGCCGGCUAAAAGUCUCCCACAGUGACACCUUUAUUCAUCUCCUGUCAGAAGACAAACACUAUAGGACCAGGCUUCAAAGCUGCAAAUAAACUGUGAGCUGUUGCCAGAGCUAAGCUACAGAUCAGGACAAGCUGACAGCUAUUGAAAAGACUCGUGGGAUCUAUCAGAGUUGGGAGGGAGCACUGCUUUGCUUUUCCAACGUGAAUGUAAAUUAACCCCAAGGUAUCUCCAUCAACAGUUGGUAAGACUUUGCCGUUAUUACCCAAAAUAAAAUAGUAGGACUCCAUUGAGAUCAGACUGCUUAUAAUGAGUGUGUUCCAACAAAAACCAUUUGUAACCAUUUUAGAGACUGAAAAGUCCUUCUUGAUCAGUAAAUGUUCAAUGACCUGAAUGUUCAGCAUUGACACAUCAGAACUCUGUACCUGUGACAAUAAAGAGCAGCAUUGCACAGAUUGUG